Messenger RNA from Camelina sativa (false flax), 932 nucleotides. Its product is annotated as homeobox-leucine zipper protein ATHB-40. Gene Ontology annotation, cellular component: nucleus. Gene Ontology annotation, molecular function: sequence-specific DNA binding; DNA-binding transcription factor activity, RNA polymerase II-specific. Gene Ontology annotation, biological process: positive regulation of DNA-templated transcription. Lineage: Eukaryota; Viridiplantae; Streptophyta; Magnoliopsida; Brassicales; Brassicaceae. The record is from RefSeq and is a predicted model, not a curated record.
AAUCUUAGGUUUUCCUCUUCCCCAACACAACUUCUCACAAUUCAUAAAAAGUGAGACAAAUUAAGACAGAGAGAUCCAAGAACAUGAAUCACACGGUGGAUGAUCAAAACAUGGCCUUUAUCUCUCAACUGUACCCUGAUGUCUACACUCAGUUAGUACCACAACCAGGAGAUGUGAAGCCACCGAAGCGGAGGAGGAAGAAGAGCAAAGGAGCGUUGGCUUCCGGAGAUGGAAGUAACUGUUUGUUCAGGAAGAGAAAGCUAACCGAUGAACAAGUGAACAUGUUGGAGAUAAGUUUUGGUGACGAGCACAAACUUGAGUCGGAGAGGAAAGACAGACUUGCAGCGGAGCUAGGGCUUGACCCUCGUCAAGUUGCCGUUUGGUUUCAGAACCGUCGCGCUCGGUGGAAGAACAAAAGACUCGAGGAAGAGUACAAUAAACUCAAGAACUCACAUGAUAACGUCGUUGUCGACAAGUGCCGACUCGAGUCUGAGGUUAUUCAGCUCAAAGAACAACUCUACGACGCAGAACGUGAAAUCCAAAGAUUAGCAGAAAGAGCAGAAGGAGGAUCAAGCCACAGUCCAAUUUCGUCUUCGGUUUCCGUAGAAGCUAAUGAAACGCCAUUUUUCGGAGACUAUAAAGUCGGAGACGAGGAGGAUGACUAUGACAACUUGUUUUAUCCGGUGCCUGAAAACAGUUACAUCGAUGGAGCGGAAUGGAUGAGUCUAUACAUAUGAAAUCACUAGCUUAUUAAUGUAAUAUUCAAUAUUUAGUUAUAUAAAUCAAGCUAGUAUCGUGAAUUAGGGAAGCAUAUUUUUAAGUAAAAUUUGAUAGAUUAUAUAACUGUUGAAUUUCGAAUGUACAAAUAUAUUAACGAUGGGUUUUCUCGCUAAUGUAAUUUGGCUAUCUUUAUGUAAGCAAGAAUUGCUUAA